Equus quagga is the source of this 4771-nucleotide messenger RNA. It is a transcript of the gene TMEM174, whose product is annotated as transmembrane protein 174. Bases 61 to 807 code for a protein of 248 amino acids. The transcript is spliced from 2 exons. NCBI's taxonomy places the organism in Eukaryota, Metazoa, Chordata, Mammalia, Perissodactyla, Equidae. The record is from RefSeq and is a predicted model, not a curated record.
CCGAUUCCUUUGCUCUGCUCUUAGGAGCUCUCAGUCCCCUUCCCCUCCAAGAAGCGGGUGAUGGCGUGCAGAACGAUGGAGCAGAGCAGCAGACGCUUGGAAGACUUCCCUCUCAACGUGUUCUCUCUCACGCCUUACACACCCAGCACCGCCGACAUCCAGGUGUCCGAUGACGACAAGGCAGGGGCCACGCUGCUCUUCUCGGGCAUCUUCCUGGGUCUGGUGGGAAUCACGUUCACCGUCAUGGGCUGGAUCAAGUACCAAGGUGUCUCCCACUUUGAAUGGACCCAGCUCCUUGGGCCCAUCCUGCUCUCAGUCGGGGUGACGUUCAUCCUGAUUGCCGUGUGCAAGUUCAAAAUGCUUUCCUGCCAGUUGUGCAAAGAAAGUGAGGAAAGGGUCCUGGAUGCGGAGCAGACGGCCGGAGGGCAAUCCUUUGUUUUCACUGGUAUCAACCAACCCAUCACCUUCCAUGGGGCCACCGUGGUGCAAUAUAUCCCUCCUCCUUAUGGCUCUCAGGAGCCCAUUGGGAUGAACACCACCUACCUGCAGCCAGUGGUGAACCCCUGCAGUCUCAUACCAUCUGGAGGGGCGGUGGCCACCAUGCCAAGCCCUCCUCAGUACUACACCAUCUACCCUCCAGAGAACGCCGCCUUUGUUGAUGACCAGGACUACCUUUCCUUCAUGGAUGGUGGAAAUGACAGGUCCAGCCCUGAUGCUGAGCAGCUAGAAGAGACACAGCUGGGAGAUGUGGACUCUGCCACCUUCUCUCCUCCCUCCUAUGAGGAAAUAUACUCUCUCUCUCGUUAGAGACUGUGAUGCCCGGGGAACAACACUGAGUCAUGGCUGCUGACGACUGCAGUGUACUCUGCGCUGACCUUCAGAAGUUAGACAGCCCAGCAGCCCAGACAGCCUGACAGACACCAUGCAGCGUGGGGGAGGAGGAAGUGGGAAGUGAAAUGUCUCAGGUUAGUAAAAAUUAGGCUGGGACGAGGAAAUUCCCUUCCAGUACAGCUGGAAUCCCCUUCACGAGGUCAGGGAGCAGGCAUUUCACCUGUUUUCCCACCGUGCGCCUCUUCGCUACCAGAAGGCACUGUGUCUCAAUUGUAACUCCAGCAGCCAAGGGAGGAAUGACAUUGCUGUGACCUUGGGAGUUUCUGUCUAGUGGGAGUAGGGGCUGGGAAGGAAGGAGGGAAGAGAAAACAGGCUCAACGGGAGAUGUUCUCGGCCCCCAGAGAAGAGUCACAUGUCCCAAACAGCCGGGUUGCCACCCUGUGUCCCUUGAAGACGCUAAGUAUCCUAAAGGCUGCAAAAAAAAUACAUAACAUGAAAUAAAGAAUGUCUCCUUUUAGACCAGUAUUGGAUAGCUGGCGAAACCGCACAAUAUAAACAAUAACAGGGGAAUGAUGUCAAUAAAUCUUAAGUUAUCCCUGGGUCACAGUGACUCUGGGGCUGCUGGUGUUCUCCUUGGCAAGGCUGAAGCUUGACGCGUCUGCCCCAGGCUGGCAUCUGCGCUGGGCACAAACCACCCAGCCCAGCGGCCGACAGAACACGGGGUUUCCCUUCGCACCUGCGGAGGAGCUCUGUUGAAUUAGAUGAAAUAGAGCUGCCGUGUCGACACCUGGAAGAUCACAAAUCAUGGAAACAAUCUGUGUGGGCCAAGACAAGCUCAGCUUCUUUAUGAAAAACUUCAGUGCCCUUAAGCUUCCUGCAUCUGGACUGUGUCGUAAACAACCAGAGCAGACUCACAGACGUUAGGAGAGACAGGUUAAACCAUCAGGUUCUAAAAGAAAAUAUUUUCCUUAGGCUACAAAGGUAAGGCCGCUCAAGGUAAGGGGGGCUCAUUCCAAAGGAAGGCAGGAUGGAGCAAGCCUUUGACGUUGGUACCAUGUCUGUAUAUGGAGCGAUUUCUGCUACUUCUUUAUCAGAAGCAUCUAGUUUUCCAAGGAUAUGAUUAAAAUAAGCUUGGUAUAUUAUUGUUGUGAUUUAUAUUACGUCUUACGGAAAAAACAUUUUAAAACAAGAAUUCUUUUUAGUGUUUGAUGAUAGAAGGUGAUGGAAAAAUACCAUUCAGUUUAGAGAAACUAGCUUUAAUACUCAAUGUAUUCACGAAACACUGGAUUCCUAGCUGAGGGCCGUGGGUUCUGGGGAGGACGUUUGGUGACAGGAACACGGCCGAGCAUGCCUAUGGGCAGUGACUCUGGAGGCUGCAUGCCUGCCCUCCCACCCGCUCCCUCCUCAUCCUCACCCACCCCAUGGCCUUACAUUCCUGGCUUGGGGUUACAGGAGCAUCAAGGGUCGCUCACAUUGGAAAGAGAUGUUAGGAAAGGGCGUCCUAGUGUGGAAGCUGAGCGGAUAGGACAGCUGAUUUGUCUUGGUGAUGCCAGGAGUCCCAUAGGCAGGGAGUGGCCUUGGGGAGUUUUCAGGCAGCAGAGUCAUUUGGCACCAACCGUUCCUGUUCCAAGACAGAAAGUGCUACCACGCAGGUAAUUGAUGCUUCCGAAAACAGUGUGUCACAGCUAGUGGCUGAAGGUGGGAGGCCGGCCCACAAGUCAGGGGGUCCGAAGAUGGGAAUUUGUUCAUUCAUUAACACAUAUUAAGUAUCCACUGUGUCAGGACCCGGGCCAGCAGGUGGGGAUAUGACGGUGAGAAACCAAACCAGCAGGAGAGCAGACGUGGCCCUGCCCUCACGGAGCUUCAGUCUAGCUGGGGAGACAGAUCCUCAUCAAUUAUUCUCUGAUGCCAGUGAGGGGGCCGGUGAUUUGGAUGAGUCUGGAGGGUCCCGAGGGCCAUUGCCCUGAGUAACCCCAGGGAGCACUGUUCACUCGGAUGGCCAGGCGCCCGGUGUCUCUGGACCUCUGAAGACUGUCCUGGGAGCUGAGGGAACAGAAGCUGAUACCUAGAUCAAGGGGAGGCGGCAGACACCUGGCCAGUCCCCGAGUGGGAGGCGGUGUCAGGAGGCAGCCUGGAGGCUGCCAACCUCAUUUCAGUGCUGCCUCAGCCCUCAGACACAGCUGCCUUCCCACACCCAGGAAAUACACCCUGCCCUCUUGCUUGGGACAACCCCAUGAUGCUCUCUUUUUCUCUUUAUUUGGGGGUUGCAGGGGCCAGCAUGACGGGAAGCCCCCCGAGUGGCUCUUGGACUCUGACACCAGGUCUUUACUUGGUCCCUUGACCAGCAAGGACACAUUCCUGGCAGAGUUUCUGGUUUGUCGUGUGGCUAUGUGCCUUUCAUCAUUCUCUCUCCAGUAUCCUAUGGGGUGAAGGGAGCCCUGUGACCUGGGGAUAGUUAAUGGGAGUCUAUCUGGCCCUGGCUGUGUGCUCCACGCUGAGGUUAUCCGUGUGAGAAGUGGUCCUGGCUUGGGGCACAUGCUUUAAGGUUCAGUGUCCAGUCUGGAACCUGAGGGGCCUUGUCCGCCUCGUCAAAUGCUUCAGUCUGGCUCUGCAGAGCAGCUGCAAAGCCACUGAGCAGUUUUAAUGAGGAGGCAGCUGCCAUCUGAUUCUGGAUUCUUACUGGUAGGACAAGACCCAGAAAUACAUUGGUUGUAAUAUUUACACCCAAUGUGCUGUGCUGGCAGAGCCCAGGUCUAAGUGACCAGGAGACCAGAAGACACCCCUCUCUUCUUCCCUCAGCCUUUGGUAGGGCACUGUGGGUGGGCAUGCUUUGGCGAUCUAGAUAGAAUUCAAAGUGAGGCUAAAAGGUCUUGUUAAUCAAUGGAGACAGGUUUCUUAAGAACUUAACAUUAUCUGGAAACAUCUCCUGGGAGCCCAUAUGGCAUGGGCUAGAGAGACGGAUGACAACGGAUGAUCUGAUGGGGCAGGAAAGGAAUCAACCAGGCUUGGGAAAUGAGGCCCAGCCGCCAAGGGGAAGAAGCUGUCACAAAGAAAUUCUUCUUUUUUCUCCCCUUGGGCAAACAGAGGGCCGAGGUCUUGUGCAACUGGGUCUGCAUUACUCUCUUCCGCGGAAGUCCGUGGGGGCUCUGAGAGAGGUGGAGUGCCUCUGAGAGAUGGCAGCUUUUCUCUUAUGCUCCACUGAGCCAGGCUCCAGUCUAAGUUUCAAAUGCACCGGUGGCUCUCUGCCACAAAACCAGCCCUUUAAAUGUCCUCCCCACUCUUUUGGGGGGAGGGGUACAGUAUAAAAAUAAAGCCUCUUGCUUGUGAAGAGCUGGCUGUGGGCGUCUGGUUCCAGCUUCCACCUCGGGGGCUUGUCAUUGGCCUCCUUUACUGUCAGUCAGAUCUCAGGGGGAGGGUUCGCUGAAGCCCCAGACCCCCUCGACAGUUGGCGUUUCUCCCCAAACAGUAGCUGCUCACUGUAAUCAUGGGGUAGAUGCCUUCUUACCAACCGAGAGAAGAGAGGUUCCUGCAUGCAUCAUGGAGGCUGGCGAGGCCCGGUUCUCAGUCGUGACCACCUGUCACAACCGGGGCGCUGUCUGCAGAGGCCGCAGCUCACGCCACUCCACAGGCACCAAAGGCCCCUGCCAGAGCCCUCUCCAGGACUGACACUCGGUUCCUGUCGAAUAACAAAUAUGAAAUGAAUAGAAGUACCCUUCACACAAUAAAGGACCAUUCUAGCUCAACUUAGCUGUUUUGUUGUUUUCUACAUUAUGAAAAAUUUCAAACAAAUACAAGAGUAGAGAGAAUAGUGUAUAUGAAACCCCGUGCAGCCAUCACCCAGCCACAUCUCACGACCAGUCUUGUUUCAUUCACACCCACAAUUCCCCAACUGGAUUUUUAUUAUUUCUUCAGAGUUCUUCACCUUUUUAUUUUAUUUUUU